Messenger RNA from Malania oleifera, 2195 nucleotides. RefSeq names its product cyclic dof factor 2-like. Bases 222 to 1781 code for a protein of 519 amino acids. The transcript is spliced from 2 exons. Gene Ontology annotation, molecular function: DNA-binding transcription factor activity; DNA binding. Gene Ontology annotation, biological process: regulation of DNA-templated transcription. Lineage: Eukaryota; Viridiplantae; Streptophyta; Magnoliopsida; Santalales; Ximeniaceae. The record is from RefSeq and is a predicted model, not a curated record.
AUGAGAAUCAAAAAGAGGGAAAAAGGAGAAGAGAUCUCGGUGCCACAAAGAACUUGUGGCUCACAAUCGCCCAGCUCCCGCUGACGUGGCGCCCCACCUUCUUCCCCGGAUCAAUACCCCCACCCCCCACCUUCGCUCUCCCAGACGACGCGGCAACGCCCGCACAAGCACCUCCCCACUCUCCCUCUCUCUCUCUCUCUCUCUCUCUCUGUGCGGAGGAAAUGUCGGGGGACGCGAAAGACCCGGCGAUUAAGCUUUUUGGGAAGACAAUUCCGGUGCCAGAGGUUGCGGGGGGCGCCGGCGGGGACUCUCCUGGAGCUGCGGCGCCUGCUCCUUCUUCUUCGUCGUCGUCGUCCUCGGCGGCGGCAGCUGCUGCUGGUGCUGCUGUUGAGGAAUCUCUCGAUAAGGAUCGCCCUUCUUCUUCGCCCGAUUCCUCUUCGCUGGAGGAGAAAGAGGAGCGAGAAGUUGAGAAGGACAUGUCUAGAGGAAAACUAGUUGAGACUCAACAGGCUGAUGGGACCCUGCCUUUAACUACAGAAGAGUCUACAGAUCCGGAUGCAACUUCAGUAGCGAAUGAGAACCCUAAAACAUCUUCCAUUGACAGUGAAACCACAAAGGUACGGACUUCAAAAACUGAAGAAGAGCAGAAUGAGACGAGCAUCUCACAAGAGAAGACCUUGAAGAAACCUGACAAGAUACUUCCAUGCCCUCGUUGCAAUAGCAUGGACACCAAAUUCUGUUACUAUAACAACUACAAUGUCAAUCAACCUCGGCACUUCUGUAAGAACUGCCAGAGAUAUUGGACUGCUGGGGGAACCAUGAGAAAUGUGCCUGUUGGUGCUGGUCGUCGCAAGAACAAAAACUCCGGCUCCCAGUACCGUCACAUAACUGUAUCUGAAGCCCUUCAGAAUGCUCAAACUGAGAUUCCAAAUGGAAUCAACCACCCUUCACUAAAAACCAACGGGACUGUGCUUACCUUUGGCUCAGAUGCACCCCUAUGUGAAUCAAUGGCUUCUGCCUUGAAUCUUGUCGAGAAGACAACCCUUGCACGAAAUGGGUUUCAUAAACCAGAAGAACUGAGAAUUCCUGUUUCAUGUGUAACUGGACAAAAUGGGAAUGACCAUUUGAGUGGAUCUUCAGUCAUAGAUUCAAAUUCAAAGGAUGACGCAGGCAAAACUUGUCUGCAAGAGCCAUCGAUGCAGAACUGUAAUGGCUUCCCUCCUCAGCUACCUUGGUUUCCUGGUGCUCCUUGGCCUUAUGCAUUCAAUGGAGCUCAGUGGAGCCCCUCAGUGCCCCCUCCUGCUUUGUGCCCUGCUGGCUUCCCUUUGCCAUUUUAUCCUGCAGCUGCGGCAGCUUACUGGGGUUGUACGGUACCAGGCAUGACUUGGAAUAUCCCUUGGCUUUCCCAGCCAUCUCCUCCAAACUCUAUGGCCCCUAGUUCUGGUCCCAACUCUCCAACCUUGGGGAAGCAUUCUAGGGAUGAGAACAUAACUGAAACAAACAAUUCUGGAAAAGAGGAACCUCUAAAAGACAACAAUCCUGAGAAAUGUCUUUGGAUUCCCAAGACUUUAAGGAUUGCUGACCCGGGAGAAGCUGCAAAGAGUUCUAUAUGGGCAACACUGGGUAUUAAGAAUGAUAAAGCUGAUGCUGAUGGCAGAGGUCUCUUUAAGGCCUUCAAGUCAAAGGGUGAUGAGAAGAAUCAUAUAGCAGAAACCUCAACAGUGUUACAUGCCAAUCCAGCUGCGUUAUCUAGGUCACUCAACUUCCAUGAAAGCUCAUAAUGAGCAGCUUGAGAACUUGUAGUUGUUUCAUUAAGGAAGGAAAGGGUAUCAGCUGAUUAAGAGAAGCUAGCACCAAAUUCAAAUGCCGCAGGCCUGCCAGGCCAUGUGUAUUUUCAGACUUUGAAGAAAACAAACUCUCGAGGCAAUCCAACCAAGCAGUAGAGCAGAAGGGUUCUGUAAAUUUCUCUUAGGAGAGAAAUUAGCUGACAUUUUUUUUUUUUUCUCUAAUUUGGGUGAGAGAACUAGCUAGUGUUUGUCAUUUUCCUUGCGGUUUGCUGAAUUUUUCAGUUCAUGUACAUUGUUAUAUAUAUGUAUAAGAUGGUGAGGGGUAGAAGAUGUCUCGUUUUUGUACUAAAUUCCCAUGUGUACUAAAAUAAAUCUUGGAAUUCAAAUCAGGAAUUCAGCGUGGGCAAA